Colossoma macropomum (tambaqui) is the source of this 2196-nucleotide messenger RNA. Its product is annotated as gastrula zinc finger protein XlCGF49.1-like. Gene Ontology annotation, cellular component: transcription regulator complex; PcG protein complex. Gene Ontology annotation, biological process: regulation of transcription by RNA polymerase II. The coding region runs from base 201 to 983 and encodes 260 amino acids. NCBI's taxonomy places the organism in Eukaryota, Metazoa, Chordata, Actinopteri, Characiformes, Serrasalmidae. Gene Ontology annotation, molecular function: RNA polymerase II cis-regulatory region sequence-specific DNA binding; DNA-binding transcription factor activity, RNA polymerase II-specific. The transcript is spliced from 2 exons. The record is from RefSeq and is a predicted model, not a curated record.
GGAGAAGCAGAGGAUUGUGUUGUGGUCAGCAGUCCACGCCUCCGCGCUCAUACAGUGUUGUUGGAGGAACAAAAAGAAGAGCUGAACUGUUGAAGAAAUGAAUGAUGCCCUGUUUCAAGUCUUUUCCUGCACUUUCCUACCCAGCUUCAUAAACACGCAAGAGGAAUGUUAAGUUGCCGAAACAGGUGAUAUAUAAGGAUAUGGCGUCCAAAAGGCGUUCCAGUACUCAGCAAAAAGCAUCUGGUGACAUCCACAUGAACACAUCUCACAGACAAACACAGAAAUGUAGCAAGGAGAGAGCUCACUACUGCUUGGAGUGUGGAAAGAGUUUUGCUCGACAGAGUGCUCUCAAAAUACACCAGCGCAUUCACACAGGAGAGAAGCCGUAUUACUGCUCAGAAUGUGGGAAGAGUUUUAAGCGUCAGAGUCAUCUCCAAGAACACCAGCGCAUUCACACAGGAGAGAAGCCGUAUCACUGCUCAGAAUGUAGGAAAGGUUUUACUGCACAGAGUCAUCUCCAACAACACCAGCGCAUUCACACAGGAGAGAAGCCAUAUUACUGCACAGAGUGUGGGAAGAGGUUUAAUCAACAGAGUACUCUUCAAGAACAUCAGCGCAUUCACACAGGAGAGAAGCCGUACCGCUGCCCAGAGUGUGGGAAGAGUUUUAAUCAUCAAAAUCAUCUCCAAGAACACCAGCGCAUUCACACAGGAGAGAAGCCAUACCACUGCUCAGAAUGUGGGACGAGUUUUAAUCGUCAGCGCUCUCUCCAAAGACACCACCGCAUUCACACAGGAGAGAGGCCAUAUCAUUGCUCGGAGUGUGGGAAGAGUUUUAAUCGUCAAAGUACUCUCCAACAACACCAGCGUAUUCAUACAGGAGAGAAGCCGUAUUACUGCUCAGAGUGUGGGACAAGCUUUAGGCAUUCAAAGACUGUGAUGACUCACAAGUGCAUUAAGAGCAAUAGGGGAAAUGGGCAGUAAUGAAUGUAACCUUAACACAUUCUGGGAGUAGAAGUAUUCAGGGUAAGGUGCUUCCAGCCCUGACUGUUUUUUGAGGAAAACCACCCAUUGUUGUCUUAUGCUGUUUCUAAAACAUGAGCAUAAAAUGAAAUUUAAAUUCUUGUCCUAAACAAACCUACAGCUCAUUUCCCUCCAAAAUUAGUUUUAUUUGUAAUAAAUGUGGAAGACAAUUGAGAAGCUCACCAUUCAAUCACAAAUUAUGCUUACCUUUCAAAUUUACUAUAUCCAAGCUAGUAUAGUAUUUCUGAUGCAAUGAUAGAUGUUUUGAAAAACAUUUGACAGUGUGCUUGGCCCCUUAGUCUCUCUUUUGCUUUUUUGAUUCCUACACAUUCUGUAUGUUCAGAGUGUUCUUGUUGACAACUGCUUCAAAGGAGAUAUGACCAUGAAGACUGCGAUAGUGAAGAUCUAAUGUGCUAGGCAGAACCGAUCAACUUUGUAAAAGAGACACUGGCGUAUGAAGGACUGCAAGCUGUCUAAGUGUGGAACUGGUGAUCUCUCCUCAGAAUGGCCUACGCAUGCCUGUUUUGCACGGCAUAAAGUUGCAUACAGGCCAGCUCAUCCAUGUACUUUCCGUUACUGUUUCUGUAGAGAUUUUUUAAAGACUUUAAAUAUGUUGAUAUUCUUUGUCAUGUUCGUUGAUUGUCCCUUGAGAGUACUGUGAAAUAAAAGGACUUUUAUGCUCAUCUCAAAUCUGUCCUUCCUGUUCAAGGCCUUGGGCCUAACUGAGAGUGACUCUUGGUGACAUCAUGAGGAUGCACAUGAGGGACACUAUCUUUGUUGACUGAAUCUCACCAUGACACUGUGUUCAGUUAUGUUCCUGAACCAAUUUAAGUCUGCUCUGUAAUAGUUUUGUGAUUUGUAAUAAUGAUUCAGUAUGUGUAUGCAAUUCUGUAUGUAAUAUGCAAACUGUCUAAUUUACAUUCAAUUUGCAUAGAGGUGUAACUUUGUUAGACAGUGGGGAUGACACCUGUGGGUGCUCUCAACCCCCACCACACUCUCUCUCUCUCUCUCUCUUUCUCUCUCUGUUUUAGCCUGAUGAUUUCUUUCUUUAAACUCUUGUUUAGUUAAGCCUUUGCAUGUGAGGUUAUGUGUGUUUUUUGAAUAUGUUAAACUGUUGAUUAUUUUUCUCUGUUUAUUCUUUCAAAAAAGAAAAUUAAUGUCCCUGUAAUCCUGA